GUGCAGAUGUCUACGAUAGAGCAGACACUUGAGGACACCGGCUCGGCAUACAGAAGACAUUUAAAGGGGUAGGUGCUCGGGAAAGUAGGACAUUUUAAGGAGACUAUGGAGGACAUACAUAAAAGAGCAUGGGCUGGGGUUUGAGAAUACAUUUAUUAAAGAGGCACGGAUAAAGGCGUUGCUUGUCAAGGGCCUAGUUAGAGAAGACUCAAAGGAACGUGCACUCUUGUUCUCCUCCAUUGUCAUUUGUGGCUUCUCCAGGUUUCCUCGACCCAGGACCCCCUGUUUCCACGCUAUGGCCCCCAGUGCCCUGUAGAUCUGGCGGGACGCCCGUACUUACGACCCCUGUUUUGGGGUCAGGGUGGCUACUGGAGAGCCUUGCAGAGAGACAGAGAAGACAGGACGAUGGCAUCUAGGGCCUCUGAACCUUCUUCCCCAGGGCGCAGUGUGACGGCCGGCAUCAUCAUUGUUGGAGAUGAGAUCCUCAAGGGACGCACUCAAGACACCAACACCUAUUUUCUAUGCCGGAUGCUGCGCUCCCUGGGGGUCCAGGUGUGCCGAGUCUCUGUCGUACCUGAUGAGGUAGCCACUAUUGCAGCUGAAGUCACUUCCUUCUCGAGCCAAUUCACCCAUGUCCUCACGGCCGGGGGUAUCGGCCCCACUCAUGAUGAUGUGACCUUUGAGGCAGUGGCACAGGCCUUUGGGGAUGAGCUGAAGCCACACCCUGAGCUGGAAGCCGCCAUCAGAGCCCUAGGAGGGGUGGGACGGGAGAAGAUGUCUCUGGUGCCCUCCUCUGCCCGCCUGCACUACGGCACAGAUCCUCAAACUGGCCGCCCCUUCAAAUUCCCACUGGUCUCUGUCCAAAAUGUCUACCUCUUCCCAGGCAUUCCAGAGCUGCUGCGCCGAGCGCUGGAAGGGCUAAAAGGACUGUUCCAAAACACAGCUGUUCAGUUCCACUUGCGGGAGCUGUAUGUGGCUGCUGAUGAGGCUUCUAUUGCCCCCAUCCUGGCGGAGGCCCAGGCCCACUUUGGUCGCAGGCUUGGCCUGGGUUCCUACCCUGACUGGAACAGCAACUACUAUCAGGUGAAACUGACCCUAGACUCGGAGGAAGAAGAAUACCUGGAGGAAGGGCUGGCCUACCUGACUGCCCGUCUGCCCCAAGGAUCACUGGUCCCCUACAUGCCCAAUGCUGUGGACCAGGCCAGCGAGGCUGUAUACAAACUCACAGAAUCAGGGUCUCCUCUGGGGCAAAAGGUGGCAGGUGCCCUGCAGAUAAUUGAGACAGCUCUGGCUCAGUACAGCCUCACCCAGCUCUGUGUGGGCUUCAAUGGAGGCAAGGACUGCACCGCCCUCCUGCAUCUCUUCCACGCAGCUGUGCAGAGGAAAUGCCCUGAUGCCCAAGAACCCCUCCAGAUCCUGUAUAUCCGCAGCAUCUCCCCUUUCCCUGAGCUGGAGCAAUUUCUACAGGACACCAUCAAGAGGUAUAAUCUGCAGGUGCUGGAGGCUCAGGGUGACAUGAAGCAGGCCCUGGGUGAGCUGCAGGCACGGCACCCCCAGCUAGCGGCCGUCCUGAUGGGCACCCGUCGCACUGACCCUUAUUCCUGCAGCCUCCGCCCCUUCAGCCCCACCGACCCAGGCUGGCCUUCAUUCAUGCGUAUCAACCCACUACUGGACUGGACCUACAGAGAUAUCUGGGACUUUCUGCGUCAGCUGUUUGUCCCAUACUGUAUCCUGUAUGAUCGAGGUUACACAUCGCUGGGGAGCCAGGAGAAUACAGUGCGGAACCCAGCCCUGAAGUGCCUGAGCCCAGGAGGACACCCCACCUAUCGCCCAGCCUACCAACUAGAGAAUGAGGAUGAGGAGCGGAACUCCCGCACUUGACCUCCAACCCCUGCCCAUUCAGGAGGGAGGGAAGGUGGCUGUUCUGGGGUAUAACCUGUCAAUAAACAAUGCCUCUCAACUGUG
Messenger RNA from Orycteropus afer afer, 1965 nucleotides. The record is from RefSeq and is a predicted model, not a curated record. Lineage: Eukaryota; Metazoa; Chordata; Mammalia; Tubulidentata; Orycteropodidae.